This is a messenger RNA of Varanus komodoensis (Komodo dragon), 5109 nucleotides long. RefSeq names its product FCH and mu domain containing endocytic adaptor 2 (gene FCHO2). Gene Ontology annotation, biological process: synaptic vesicle endocytosis; clathrin-dependent endocytosis; clathrin coat assembly. Lineage: Eukaryota; Metazoa; Chordata; Lepidosauria; Squamata; Varanidae. The coding region runs from base 125 to 2557 and encodes 810 amino acids. The record is from RefSeq and is a predicted model, not a curated record. Gene Ontology annotation, cellular component: plasma membrane; cytoplasm; clathrin-coated vesicle. The transcript is spliced from 26 exons.
CGGCUCGGGAGAGACUUUGGGCAGGAGGGAUUGGAGCUGUGCUGUGAGGGGAAGGGCGGCGUUCGGAGGCUGUUUCCUCUUUCCGAGGCCCCGGUGGCGGACGAAGCCGGGCCGAGGCGGCGAAAUGGUCAUGGAGUACUUCGUGGAGAAUUUCUGGGGGGAGAGGAACAAUGGCUUUGAUGUUCUUUAUCAUAAUAUGAAACAUGGCCAUGUAUCUACAAAGGAACUAGCAGAUUUUAUAAGAGAAAGGGCUGCAGUAGAAGAGGCAUAUUCAAGAUCAAUGACAAAAUUAGCGAAAUCUGCCAACAGUUACUCCCAGAAUGGGACCUUUGCACCAGUCUGGGAUGUUUUCAAAUCAUCAACAGAAAAAUUAGCAGGCUGUCAUUUAGAACUUGUUCGGAAACUACAAGAACUAAUAAAGGAAGUGCAGAAGUAUGGAGAUGAACAAAUGAAAGCUCAUAAAAAGACUAAGGAAGAGGUUUCAGGAACUUUGGAAGCAGUACAAAACAUUCAAAGUAUUACCCAAGCGCUCCAAAAAGCAAAAGAAAAUUACAAUUCAAAAUGUGUAGAGCAAGAACGUUUGAAAAAGGAAAGUGCAACACAGAGAGAAAUAGACAAGGCAGCUCUAAAAUCUAAGAAAGCUACAGAUACAUACAAGCACUAUGUUGAAAAGUAUGCUGCAGCAAAAUGUGAUUUUGAACAGAAAAUGACUGAAACUGCACAGAAAUUUCAAGAUAUUGAAGAAAAGCAUCUUCUGCAUAUGAAAAAUAUUAUAGAGUGUUUUUCAAAUACAGUAAAAGAAGUUCACUUACAAAUGGGUGAGGUCCAUGAAGAAUUUAUAAACAACAUGGCCAACACAACAGUUGAAAGUUUGAUUCAAAAAUUUGCUGAAUCAAAAGGCACAGGCAAAGAGAGACCUGGACUUAUUGAAUUUGAAGAAUGUAAUACAGCCAGUGCAGUUGAAGGCAUAAAGCCAAGAAAAAGGAAGCAUUUUGGGUUACCAGGGAUUAUUAAGAAGGAAAAGGAUACAGAAUCUGUGGAAUGUCCAGAUGCUGAUUCAAUAAACAUUCCUGACGUAGACGAUGAAGGAUACAGUAUCAAACCUGAAGCAAGCCAGAAUGCCAAACAGAACCACUUCUAUUCCUCAAGUGAAUCUGAUUCUGAUGACGAUGAACCAAGGAAGUUCCACGUGGAAAUCAAACCUGUACUACCAAACAAUAGUUCUCAUUAUACAAUGCCUUCACUGGAUGAAUUAAAAGAAUCAAUAGGGAACAUCACAAUUUCACCAGCUAUAUCUAGACAUAGUCCUGCCCAAAUGAACCGGAACUCAUCUAGUGAAGAAUUAACAAAAGCAAAGUUUUCGGCAUCUAUUGAGAAAGGGAACAAUGACCUCUUGGCCUGGGAUCCACUCUUUAGAAAUUCUGGUGACUCAUCCUCCCUGACCUCAACAAUGUCAUCUUCAUCAACAGCAAGACCAACAACCCCUCUUUCUGUAGGCACCUUGGUGCCUCCCCCAAGACCAGCUUCUAGACCAAAGCUGACUACAGGGAAGCUCAGUGGAAUUAAUGAAAUUCCAAGGCCAUUCAGCCCACCUUUGACCUCCAGUUCCAGUCCACCCCCCUCAGCUCCUUUAGCACGUGCAGAGAGUUCCUCAUCAAUAUCAUCAUCUACUUCCUUGAGUGCAGCAAAUACACCCACAGUUGGAAUUUCACGCGGCCCUAGCCCUGUCAGCCUUGGAAAUCAAGACACGUUGCCUGUUGCAGUAGCCCUUACUGAAUCUGUAAAUGCCUACUUCAAAGGAGCAGAUCCUACAAAAUGUAUUGUGAAGAUCACUGGUGAUAUGACAGUCUCAUUCCCAAGUGGAAUUAUUAAAGUCUUCACCAGCAAUCCAUCUCCAGCUGUGCUCUGCUUCAGGGUAAAAAAUACAAGCAAACUAGAGCAGAUUCUUCCAAAUGCACAACUUGUGUACAGUGAUCCAUCACAAAGUGAUUCCAAUACAAAGGAUUUUUGGAUGGACAUGCAAGCUGUCACAGUCUACCUCAAGAAGCUAUCAGAGCAGAAUCCUUCUGCCUCUUAUUAUAACGUAGAUGUUCUCAAAUAUCAGGUGUUGUCAAAUGGCAUCCAGUCUACACCUUUGAAUCUUGCCACGUACUGGAAGUGCAAUGCCAGCACUACUGAUGUCAGAGUUGAUUACAAAUACAAUCCAGCUUCUAUGGCAGUGCCAAGUAUGCUGUCUAACAUACAGGUCAUGGUUCCAGUUGAUGGAGGUGUAAUGAAUAUGCAAUCGCUCCCACCAGCAAAAUGGAAUUCAGAACAGAUGAAAGCUUUUUGGAAGUUAUCUGGUCUUUCAGAAAAGUCAGAAAAUGGAGGUUCUGGCUCCCUUAGAGCUAAAUUUGAAGUUUCAGAAGGACCCAGCAAGCCAGCAACACUUGCAGUGCAAUUUAUCAGUGAGGGAAGUACUCUUUCAGGAGUAGAUGUUGAACUAGUAGGCACAGGCUAUCGCCUUUCCCUAAUAAAGAAGAGGUUUGCCACUGGUAGAUAUAUGGCAGAUUGCUGAAAAGCCUGAGAAGAAAUAUAGUCACUUCAAUGGGCAGAAAUUCAUUUUGUCUUCUAUUACUUUUCCAACACUAUUUUAACAUGCAUAAAUUUUUGAAAACAUGUUGCAUAAUUUUUGGAGUUUAUAUCCAACAAAAAUGCACUUUUAAAAUAAAUUGUUUAGAAAUAUUCUAUAUUUUGUAAUAGCACUGAAAGCAGACUCCAACACUAUCUGUACAAGAUUGACUGCAAUACAGAGAGACAGAAUUACUCAGAGGUUUAAUGCUGAUGUAGCAUCAGAGUCCGAAUAGCAAUUAUUUGUGGUUUUUAAAGUGUGUGGUGCUUUAUGACACUGUAAACAACCACAGCAUAUUUUAGCUUUCUAUACAUAUUACUCUUUUAUUUUUCAGUUUCCAUUAUUGCCAUUCCAUAAACAAAACAGUGGCGAAGUAAUUUUUGUUUCACUCUUGUAUAUUCAUGUUCCAUAUCUUGUUAAGAGAUAUGUAUACAAAAUAACUUGAUUCCCAUUAUACCAUAUAUAAUUAAAUGUACAUUAUUUUAUAAGAUGAUUUUAAAUGUAAAGUGCAAUUUUGGGUUUUUUUAAGUUGCAGACAAAUGUUUAUUUCUGCUAUUAGUUAACUUUAUGAGAGUUGUAAUUUUAAUGCUGUAGAUUAAUUUAUUUUUAUAUGAAAAGUGUAACAUUUGUGCCUUUUUAAAUCUGUGCCUGUCAAAAUGUUAAGGUGCCUCUUAUUUUUUUUUUUCAGUGUUUUUAUCUUCCACACGGAAAACAUCGUGCUUUUCUGUGCAACAUGUUCAACUACAUAAUUCCCUAGGCAGGGAUUUAGAAGGGAAACUUAAAUUAACUAUAAAACAGCCUUUAAAAUAUUAAAUGACUUCUUUAUAGAUUAAUUGCAAUAAAUACAGCCAGUGUAAAGGGACUUGCUUCUUUGUGGGUACACACAUGCACACCGCCACACACAACUUUUAAUCAAAAUGUAACUUCACUGUCACCAAAGAUGUGUAUAAUCUGAAGGUAUCUUAUAUUUUUAAACAACAAUUGUAGAAUUUCCCUUUGAUUGUAAAGUUUUUAAAUUUCAAAUAUAUGACAUGAAUGUAAAUGUUGCUUUCGAGGAGUGACAUGAUUUUAAAAGAUUGUUUUGAGCAAAUUAAAAUUCUAAUUCGUAUUUUCAAUUAAAUCAGUCAACUAACAUUUGAACGUUGGGAUUAAUCUUUUAGCCCUUUGCUUUGAACACAGUGAUUAAAAAUAGGUCUAAACAACAAAUGAAGUAAUCCAAGAUAAUAUUUAGUAUAAAGUGCUAUUUUCAAAGCAUGCUAUGUCUUAUGUUGUAAAGACCUUAUUAAAUGGUAUAAUUGAAAGUUGUGGGAAUAAUUGAAUUCUGUAACCAACAACUGUAUGGAAAUUCUUUUCUGAAUUCCAUUGUCUAGAAAAAGCAUUUAUUAAAAGCAGUUACAGGUAUUAUCCGAUGUGGGUGUCCGUAACCUUGCAAACUUGGAAUGUGUAAACCAUGUUUAUAUAAUGCCUAUAACCAUUUAAAGUAUGGUGAAUGUUAACCCACUACAAGGUAGAAGAUAACAACAGGUGUAUGUAUUUUCUUGAUUUCAAAGGAAUUUAUACUUAGGCUAGGCCAAAUAUCACCAGAUUUACGGUGGAAUCAUUAAUCAACAAUAACAUUUGUGGGGAGAGAACUAUCAGUUAUUUUUAGGGGGUGAGCAAAAUCAACUCUGGCUUACCUUUAAAGAUUAAAUGGCUGAAGGAUUUUUAUUUAAAAAAAAUGAUCAUUAGCCCAUUGAAGUUCUCAUCCUCCCCACCCUGAAAAUAAUCCAAUCUGGUGUGCAGUUCUACACCUACACAUCCAAAUGCCAAACUCCUUCAGUUCAAAACAAAUUGAUGCAUAGAUUAUUGACUGUAGUCAAAUUAUUACUUUGUUUUUCAUCUGUGUUAUUGUAUACAAAUUUUAACUAUUUCUUUGCAGCAAUAUAUACUGCAUUUUCAUUCCAAAAUGAUAGUCUCUACUGAACUUUUACUGGAACUUUAAAAUAAUUGGCAUUUCAAAUGGAACAGGCUUUUACUGGAAUCUUAAUUGUAAUCUGCAAGCCAAUCUAUUUAAACAGUUGACUAUUUUACUAUUGAAAUUCAACUUAUUCUCCAUUUUUAAUCAUGUGAUAUUUGUAAAUCAGUGCAAAUGCUAAAUUUCAGCACUUUUAAUCUAACCUUUUUACUAAAUGUUCUCAAAUUUACAUUCACAAAGGGGUGCAGGUUACAAUUUUGAAGCCAUACAAGUUUAUAUAGAAAUUUUGUAAAGAACUCUAAGAACUGUAAAAAAUAAACCUAUCUGAUGAAAAUGGUGUGUAGCAAGCUGGAUCUUGCUUGUUUAUAAAGUGAUCAUCUUUGUAGCUGCAUCUUGAGAGAAUUUGUAAACACAAUUUUAAACGGUCUGCGGUUUCUUAUGAACUGUAAAUUAGAGCAAUAUAAAUCUUAGAAAAAUUGUAAAUACAUCUGAUCUUUCAACAAAAUGUAAAAAAUAUACCCUAUAAUAAACAUGUAAUAUAUAA